Alternaria metachromatica is the source of this 672-nucleotide messenger RNA. RefSeq lists its product as uncharacterized. The record is from RefSeq and is a predicted model, not a curated record. The coding region runs from base 1 to 672 and encodes 223 amino acids. The transcript is spliced from 2 exons. Lineage: Eukaryota; Fungi; Ascomycota; Dothideomycetes; Pleosporales; Pleosporaceae.
AUGGCCCGCAGAGACCUUCGUGCGGUUCUCCAGACCCUUUCCGACCAGUCCCUCAAGACGUCGCGCCGUCUAGACGACACCUACUACUCCAUUCUCGAGAAGGUCUCCGUAUUGCGCCAGACCAUCGGAACACUGCAAGAGCUCUCUGGCCUGACCAAAGAGCUCCACGAAAACUUCGAGUCGGACACGACAGAGUUGCUGGAGGAUGUGACUGGCCAAGUGGAAGCCUUUGAUGGCUUCAAGACACAACAGGAGCAAGUGAGCGGGUUGGAAGAGCGCAUCAAGGCGGGUAAAGAGAAAGCCGAUGCACUGACGGCGAGGCUCGAACGAGCGAAAGAGCGUGUCGAUGCGAGGGCCAAGUCUGAAGCGCAGUGGCAGGCGAAGAACACCCAUCGCGUGCGCAUAUUCUGGGCUAUAGUGGGCUUCGUAGCUGCUCUCAUACUAGCUCUCAUUCUCUUCCGCCCCUCGCAACCGACCGACCAUCUACACGAACCGAAGAAUACACUCGAUCCUGCGACCAGAGAAGCAAUUCUGAAAGCCGACAUACCAGACAUAGCAAAAGAGGCAAUCAUAGGGCCGUCAUCUAGUACUGCAGGUCCAAAAGUGGAGACCCCCGAAGCGCGGCCUGUACUAGAUGACGAUGAGCGACUGCGCGCAUUCGACGAGUUGUAA